This is a messenger RNA of Epinephelus lanceolatus (giant grouper), 9981 nucleotides long. It is a transcript of the gene bahcc1b, whose product is annotated as BAH domain and coiled-coil containing 1b. Lineage: Eukaryota; Metazoa; Chordata; Actinopteri; Perciformes; Serranidae. The record is from RefSeq and is a predicted model, not a curated record. Gene Ontology annotation, molecular function: chromatin binding.
AUGGAAAGCCGAGAUUUCGCUCCUCCGCACCACCUCCUGACGGAGCGGAGCGCGUUGGUUCACAGCGCCGCGUCUCGGAUGGCGCCAGGCGGCCACGGCUCCGUGCAGCACCCCGCUCACUUCCAGCCUGGAAAAUACUAUUCGUCUCACCUCUCCGUGGGUCCGCACUCAGGUGCUUCCUUCAUGGGUUCCUUCCUGGCCAGCAGUCUGGGGUCGCCGCCCUCCCACCCUGCUCACCCCUCGGGACCUGCUGCCUCCCCUUCCUCCCCCUCCUACAGGCCUGGACCCCAUUCGAGCGCUUCCCCUAUCUGGUUCCCCCACUCACAUGAAGGGUACCCCAGCUAUUCAGGAAGUCUUGCUUCUCCUUUCCUCCCCAUGAGUCCUCUGGAUCACCAUAGCAACGGUCUCUAUGGACAGCACCGCUUCUAUGAAACUCAGAAAGAUCACUUCUACCUGAGAGGCCUUCCUCCCCAGCCCCCUCUGCUCUCCACCAGUCACAGCCUUCCUCCGCUGUCCAGGACUGCCCCAGGCCACCCACUUGGCUCUUGCAGCCGAGAGACAGACAAUGGGGGAGGAGGCGGGAAGAGCACCAAGGAUGUGGGCGAGAAAGGAGUUUCAUCUGUGUCAAAGACGAAGGAGCGAUCAAGCAGCAAGGAGCGGCACCAGGAGGGCAAAGACAAACAGCAUCAGCUUCAUCAUCACCAUCCUCAUCAGACAAACCCUGCCACCACUCCAUCCGGUCACCACCACCAAGCCUACCCCCACCCUCACCACGCCCUCCUCCCUCAGCUCACACCACAGAGCAGGGAGGAGGACCACAGACACUCUCUGGAGCGACACAAGGAGUACAGAGACAGUGACUCAGGCAGUCAGGAUACGAAACACAUGAGUGCCUGUAAACUGUCCAGUAGUUCAGGAGCAGAGACUGGCUCUGGAGGAAAAGGGGGAGCACUGAGCAGCUGCAGCGGUGGUGGGGUGGGUAGACCUCCAUCUGGAGCAGGCAGGCGGUGCUCCAAGGAUGGAGCCAUAAACGGGGAGAUGAGGAUCAGCGAAUCCUCAGCUUCUUCUAAUGAAUGUAUGAGAAGAGGUGCGGCUGCAGUAACAGCCAUCUUGGCACCUCCAAACCCCCACUCUGUGGCCUCCUACUCCAUGCCUCCUCCUCCCCCUCCGCCACCUCCUCCUCAUGCUUUGCACAUGGGCUCCACAGUGGCAGGAGGGUGGCUGCACCAUGCACAUCACCACCCUCAUCCUGAGUUCUACUGUCCCCCAGCACCUCUUACACUGACGCCCUCCAAAGAUCCAGCGUCCUCCCCUGGAGGGUCUGGCAGGGAGGCAAAAGUAACUGGCCCAACUUACGUGCCCUCAGUUGGGCCACUGGGAGACCUGGCAGCCACUGACUGCCGUGGAGCAGGAGGAGGUGGGAGAAAGUCAGAUGACAAGAGUGGGGAAGGAUCUUAUGAAAGUCCCUCUCAUCACCUUAGCCUACUAAGUAGUUGCCAAAAGAAGGACAAAUCUCAGCCACAUCAGCAGCAGCUGGGAUACGGCAAGGCUGACAAACCUCCUGACUGGAGCCAACAGACGCAGCACUUCCACAAACCCAGCUCCAAUGUGAGCUCUCAGACUGAGCUGCGGUCCUGCAGCUUGGACAGGUCCUCAACCUUCAGAGAUGUAGAGGUUGUGGACGAUGUUUACCGGCCCUCUCUCCCACUAGAGGCCCAAGGGACACACCCUGGUGCUGGACAGGGCACACCCAAGAAUGGCACCGACACCAGCACUCCUCCUUUCAGGGACUGUUCACACUCAGGUCCUCAUCCUGAUGGGAGGAUGGGGUCAGGGGCAACAUCUCAGAGGGAGGGGCAAAAGGUUGCAAGGAUAAGGCACCAGCAGCACAGCAGCCAUGGAGCAAGUACAGAAGAGAGGGGAAGAGACGGAGGUCAGAUAGCACCUUCCUGGGGGGCUCGAGUGGGCUACCAAGAGGACCAGAGAAAAGCUUCCCAUCAUGUAUCAGUUGGUAAUGGUGAAGUAAGAGGGCUCAGCACCAGAGCUCCAAACGGUGACCACAACCAACCCCAUUCUCAACCGCCUCCACCUCUAUCCCGCUCCUCAUCGCACAACACUGAGGGCGAGGGCAGUGCCAUGAAGAACCUAAUGAACUACAGCUCCCAGCAGCCUUUGCUGCUACCCCAGCGGGGCCCCUUUGGAGGUCUGGGCUGCCUCAAACAGGGUGGAGAGAGAUCAGAAAAGUGCGACAGGGGAGGAGCUAAAAGCAACACCUCGCCGCAAGACCCUCCCAAACAAUCGCUUCCUCCUCGCCGAGGCUCCACUAACGAGGGAGAGAGAGGGGACAGAGGUGGAAAGGAGGCGGGGGAGGCAGGUGAGGGGGAGGUGCGUCAGCCUCCGGUGGGUAUUGCGGUUGCGGUAGCCAGGCCUCCCCAUCGUUCCCCAGACAACACCCCUGGACACAGCAGACAGGGCAGGGUGCUGCCCAGCAUGAAAGGAGUGUCACGCCCUGUGUAUCCACUCGGUCGGGAGGCAGAGGAGAGGAAGAGGAUGACAGAAGAACAGAUCAGCCUUCAUCACUUGGACAGAGACAGAGAAAUGAUCAUCAGGGAGAACAAGGAUCGCGUGGAGUUCGCCAGGAUCCACCCUUCCAGUAGUUGCCACGGUGACCUGACCUCUCACCUCUUGGUUCCCGGAGGGGCCAGUAGGUUAGGGGCGGACCCUGCUCACCCGGCUCACCACCACUGGAUGCAAAGGACAGGAAGUCCCUCCCUCUGGAUGGGGCAUUCAUAUAGUCUGAGCCAUGUGGGAAUGGGCCCAGGCUUCCCGCCAGGUCUGCCCAGCCCUCUGCAGCCAGUCUUAGGGUCACUCACCCAAGACCCCAACUCCCCGCUGGUGGUUCUUCCUACAGAAACUGGGCCUCAUCAUCACCUUGACGUUCUGGAGCAGUCAGGUCUGUGGCCCCCUGUGUACGGAGGCAGAGGCCCUCCUUCUCACCUGCAGCAUCACCCCGUCUACUCCCGCUCCUCAUUCCUGCGGCAACAGGAGCUGUACGCCCUGCAGCAUCAGCACCAGCAGCAGCAGCGAGCCAUGGAGCACAUGCAGCGUCACUCCUUAGGACAGAGAAAAGCCGAGGAGCAAGCCAUCACCAUAGACGACUCUCCUCAUGAAUCCUCCGCAUCCAGAACUCCCUCCUCUUCAUCCUCCUCUUCGUCCACCACCUCCUCUCAUGUGGCCAAACCUUUCUCCCAUACCCCUCCUCCACCCAAGACGCCCACGCCAUCUCCAGGGAUGUGUCCCAGCAGCCAUCAGUCGCCUUGCUACCACUCCCCAUCCAGGCGACCGCACCCACCAAACCCGCUGACCCCUGCGCCGAGCCCGGCUGCAGCAGCGCCCCGCUCCCCGGCACUCAGCCCUGCUCCCUCGCACCUCUCUAAGGGGCUGGAGAGGGGCAGUGACAGAGGAGAGGGGCAGCCACCUCAGGACUACCCGCAAUCCCUAGAGCCAGAUCUGCCACCUGUUUACACCUACCCUCUGCUCACCAUGGGUUACAAGGCCGGGCCCUCGCCUCCCGAAGCCCGACUGGCUGAGCAAGCCACGGUGGAGGCGGAGCCGGCAGAACCUGAAUCCAAGUCCCUCCCACUUCCGUGCCACAUCCAGCCUCUCACUGAAGAAGAGGAGAGGAGGGAAGAAGAGGAUGGGAGAGACUAUGAAGCGGUGGAAGCCCAGAGUGGAGUUGCAGAGGAAGAGAAGGAAGAAAGGAGGGUGAAAGCAAAGGGAUGCUCCGAGCCCGAGAGUGAGAUUUCUGGAUUGCCGCCAUGCCCUUCCCCAACUCCAGUUCCAGAUCCAGCAUGCGCGGCCACAGCCACAGGCAAAGCCCUAAAAGUAGAGCUCUCUCUGGGUUGCCUGGGCCAGAAGGCCAGCCUGGAGGAGCCUCAACUAUCCAAAGAGCAGGAGGAUGAUAAGGAGCAUGGAAAAGAGGACAUGGAGGAGGAUGAGGGGGAGAAAAUGGGGCCUGAACCAACAGAAUGUACUGACUCUGUAUUUGGAGUGGAGGAGAAGGAGGAGGUGGAGGAGGAUGGGGGCAAAGACGAAGAGAAUGUAGAGGUGGUUGAGGAGGAGGAGGAGGAGGAGGAGGAGGAGGAGGAGAAGGGGAGUGGGAUGAGUCCAGGCGAGGAUUCGGUGGAACUAAAGUUAAACUCUCCUGCUCCUUCCCAGUCCUCUGACCCCCUCCCUCCUGCAGCGAGCACAGCGGCUCAGCUCCAAGGGGCCUACAUGUGGAGCCUAGAGCUCCUGAUUGCUGCAACUUUGUGUGCCACCAGAGAUGCCAUGUAUCCACCAGUACCUGCCAUCCAGGCCCCAAGCCCUCCACCACACCAUGGUAUGGAGAUACUGGGAGAACUUGCGGAGCUGGAGAUCCAGCAGAGGAGCAGAGAGAGCAGAGAGAAAGACACGGAGGGUGAGGACAUGCUGACCUUUGACCUCCACAGUCUGGCGACGCUGGCGGCCGCCCGUGCCCUGGAGAUGGGGGGAGGGGUUGUCGGUGGGGGGACGGACCAGCAGUGUCCAAUAAGGAAGAGGAUCAACCUGCGCAGGAAGUGCAGCUGGACGCCUCGCCACGAGCCGGUGUGCCCAGUGAAGGGCUCCAUGGAGACGAUGGGAGGGGAGGAGCUGGCCAUGCGUGUCCAGCUGGCUGAGCUACAGCGCCGCUACAAAGAGAAACAGAGAGAACUGGCCAAGCUACAGAGGAAACACGACCACCAGAAAGAGGAGACGUCUCGUAGCCCUGCCCGCCGGGGGCCUGGUCGCCCCCGCAAGCGCAAGUCCACCCCCGGCCCAGCUGCUGCGGAGAGCUCCAAGAGACUCAGAGCGGGGCUGACUUUACUGGAGGAAAAAGCCAGGAAGAAAAUGUCCAAUCACGGCUUCAACAGCCUAAGCUCCGCACAGAUGAAAGCUCGUUGUAAGCACAGAGGUCGACCGAGCGCCCUGAGCUCCAGGCUGGCCAGGCGGGUGACCCAGCUGAAGCAGAAGGCUGCAGCCCAGCGUGGUGCACCAUCGGCAAGCAUGCUGCACUGCAGAGGGACUCCUGGUGAGGAAGAUGCCUCCAAGAGUCACUGCAGACAAGGAAGAAAAGACCUGCAGCAGGACUGGGCAGCUGGUCAGACUGCAAAGAGGAAGAGGGGUCGAAAGCCCAAAGUGUUGAUGGGCGUCAAUGCAAGCAAAGCUCACCACAAGGACGAUCAAGGCUCCAAAAAGCAGGAAGUUAAGGAAGAGAAGAGUGACAGUGAGAGCUCAGAGCGCGAGGAGGAGGAGGAGGAGGGCAGCUACGACAGCGAAGAUGGAGCCAGUGACACCAAGGUUAGCUCAUCCUCUAAAGAAGCUCCUGCAAACCCUGCUGGGAUCGUGCCUUUUUCAUCGCAGUCCUCCAAACUCCAAGUGAACCAGAAAGCCAGGAGUAAGAGACCAGGGCCUCCCGGCACUGGGAGCAUGCCCAGCGUAGAUCAGAGGAGAGCGCCCAGAAGGCCGAGCCUCGCCAACACAGACAGGGGACAUCCAGACCACCAGGGGACCAAAAGAGCGUCUCUGCCAAGCUGGGGUGCACCAUCAGUGGGCUGCAGUUUUGGUGACGGCCGGGGGAACCAUGGAGGUCUGACGGAAGCAAACAGGGCGAGCAAGGAAACCAUGAGGAAGAGCUCAUCAGGACAGGUCAUUCUGGGAAAGGCCAAAGGCCACGCAGUGAGCCGACUCCUGCAGAGCUUCGCAGCCGACGACGGCUUUCGGUUGGAUGAGGAAAGCAGCUUCUCCGAGGGGGAGGAGGAGGAAGAGGAGGCGGAGGAGGAGAUGAAGUUGACCCACCUCCCUCCCAACAUGCCUUGCAGAAUACCCGCCCUGCCAAACUGUGUGUUGAGUAAAGAGAUGUUGGUGGACGGGCUGAAGAUCCUGAUCUCCAAGGAGGACGAGCUGCUGUAUGCUGCCUGCGUUCAAACUCUGGACCUGCCUGACAUAUUCAGUGUUGUCAUCGAAGGAGAAAGAGGGAAUCGUCCCCGUAUUUACUCGUUGGAGCAACUACUUCAGGAAGCUGUGUUAGAUGUGCGGCCCCAGAAUGAGGCCAUCCUGACUGCAGGGACGCGAGUUUGUGCCUACUGGAGCGAGCGUUCUCGCUGUCUUUACCCCGGAUACGUCCACCGAGGAGGGCCAGGUGAGGAGGAGAAGGAGGGGAGCGUGAUGGUGGAGUUUGAUGAUGGAGACAGGGGAAGGAUCUCCCUCGCAAACAUCAGACUUCUGCCCCCAGGAUACCAAAUCUGCUGUGCGGAACCCUCUCCAGCACUUCUGGUCUCACCUGGUCGUCGCGGUCGACGAAGCUCCACCCAGGACAGGAAAGACAAACCCACAGAGAAACCAGCCAAUGAGGAUCCAACAGGGAGGCCCCAAGAGAAAAGACCAGUUGGCAGGCCUAAGAAAGUCCACUCAGUGCCCAAGACUGCCAGCACGCCGACAUCAGUAACAGAAACUGUAACCAAAGGCAACACUUCCUUGUUAAACUGGUCUGCGCCGCCCAGGAAAAGACCGCCAGUUGACUUCUUCCUCUUCAAUGGGACGUCUCGGAAGACCCAGAGGAGGAUACGAGAGCGAGACUUGGGGCUGUUUCAUCGGCCCGCCUCACACCUUCUCGCACCUCCAAUGCCUAUCAAAGGCAUCUUUGGUUCUCCUUUUGAAGGAGACUCCUUCAGUAGCAUCGCCAACAGCUUCUCUACCUUCAAAAAUGGUGGAAGCUCUGGAGCAGGGCGACCGGUUGCCACAGUGGCCUCCAUGGGGCUCCGGGACUCCUCAUCCUCUCCUCUCUCCUCAGCUGUCACCAUGGCAAUGGCAGCUGGGAGCAGAAAGCCAGUAAGCGAACGUGACAGGAAACAGUUUCUGGUGAAGCUCGACCAUGAAGGAGUGACCUCUCCUAAAACAAAGAACGGCAAGGCACUGCUUCGACUUGGGGGGAGUGGAGGGAAGGGAGGAAAGAGUCUCGCCUCUGCUGGAGCACCGCUGCGAUACAUCCACCCUGCGCUGCUGGUUAAAGAUGGCAAGAAGGGAGGAGGGGAAAGAGAUGGUGCUGUGGUCCGUUCUGAGCCUAUUGUAAAGGGCGCUCCACCUCUGAGAAAGGAUCUUCUGUCAGCAGGUCUUGGAGUCCAAGGUGGAGAUUUCAGUUUGGACUACCCGAGUGACUGCCCCAGCUCUUACUCUGAGCUGGAUGAGGAUGAUGAGGAUGAUGGUCAGGAUGCUGAAGCACCAAGAAGAAGUGCAGCAGUCACAUCCCACCGCGGUGGCCGUUUUCUCUCCCGUCUCUCCACCUGCUUCUCCUCAUCUUCCUCCUCCUCUUCCUCCUCCGGCUCCAUCUCCUCCUCGUCCCUCUGCUCCUCAGACAAUGACUCCUCAUACUCCUCUGAUGAAGAGUCCUCAUCUGUGCUGCUGCGCCGUGCGCUGCUCCAGCAGGACAAACAAAAGCACAGGCAGAACAUGACCUCCGACCUCCUGAGCCCCGACCCUACCACCUCCAACUCUUCUCCCACUGCCCCAGCACCGGCUCACGGCUUUGUGGCCAAAGCCAGCAUGGCCGUCUCAGGGUCAAAGGUGCGGGCUGACAGAGCAGAAGACAGGAAGGAGUUCAUGUCAAAAGGAAGUAUGGUGGCUAACAGUAGCACAGCUAAGACCCAGCUGAAGAGGAAAGAAGGAAUUUCUAGCAGCCACCAUCAGAGUCAAAGCAGUCCUGUGAGCCAGCAGCCGAAACCUGUGUCCAAGGACCCGGCAACAGCUAAGAGGCAGCGGAUGUCCUCACCUGAGCCCCUACCUAACAUGGCUCCUCAUGUGCCUGGACGCCAGCUCUGGAAAUGGUCCGGCAACCCCACACAGAGGAGAGGUCUGAAGGGUAAAGCCCGCAAGCUUUUCUACAAGGCCAUCGUGAGGGGCAAGGAGACGGUGCGUGUCGGGGACUGUGCUGUGUUCCUGUCACCUGGCCGGCCCCAGCUGCCCUACGUGGGCAGAGUGGAGAGCCUCUGGGAGUCGUGGAGCUCCAGCAUGGUGGUCAGGGUCAAGUGGUUCUACCACCCGGAGGAGACUCGCCUGGGGAAGCGACACCGCGACGGCAAGAAUGCCUUGUAUCAGUCAAGCCAUGAGGAUGAGAAUGACGUGCAGACCAUCUCCCAUCGCUGCCAGGUGGUCAGCAAGGUCGAGUAUGAUCACCUGAUGCGUGACCGUAAGCCCGGCAGCGCAACCAACGACCUGUUCUACCUUGCCGGAACUUACGAACCAACCACGGGCCAGCUGAUCAGCGCCGACGGCCUGGCCAUUGUGUCCUAGCACCCCAAGCUAGAGAGAAAUCCAAAUAUUGAACCUGAGCCCUGGAGUUCCAGGAUGGUCCUUCAGAAUGGAGCUGGGGACAGAGAGGAAACCAAGACAAAGAGCUUUGGCUCUGCGUAUUGAUCUGUCCCUUGUAAGAGAAGGAGCUAGCCCACUGGAUAAAGCCCGACAGUACUGGCACUUAGAGGUUUGUUCUAGGGAAAAGUCUGAUCCAUGUCAGAUUUAACCUCUUUAUCAGAUGUGGACUGAGGCUCCUUGUCGCAGCGAGAGUCUCCAGCCUUCCCUGUGGCUGAAAUAACAGAGUAUCUCGUCACUGCGACAAGAUUACUGCAACAAAAGAACAGGAACCAAGGACAUGAGCACUUUGGAGUACAGUCGCUUGGAUAUGCUAUGAAGGGAGGCUGUUAGACUUGGCUUUCUAAAACAAAGACUGACUCAGAGAGUGGGAGAGACUGUAUGGUAAGGACAGACUUACUGUAAACCACACUGGUUUGGAGGGUUUUAAUGGUCUUAUACUGGUAGUUUGACGAUGACAACGUGAUUGAGAGAUCCCCACCAGGACCAAAAAACACUGUAGUUCGGACUUUGUGUGUAUGUGUAUGUGUGCGCGCGCGCGCGCGUGUGUGUGUUUGCAGAGUGGCUGCCCUGUUUGGCAUUUAAUGAGCUCUUAAGUAAAUAGUGCUUUAGCGUGCGUGUGUGUGUGGUCAUGCACAUGUACACCUGCGUUCAUCGAACAGGGAUGAUGUCAUGACACAUUGUCAGUAUGUCUAACACUCUAAAUAUUAAUCUGUCCAGUACUUAACGUGCAGUUUUCAGCGCUCGCGGCUGGAAUACGAAUUUUUUUUCUCCCGCCAAGCCAUACACGUCAAUACCUCGCUCUCGCAUCCUUCUAUUCAGGUGCGAAGACACAUGUACAGGUAGUUGGGAUUGUUUAUUUGAAAUGUGCGUGCAUGGCAGCGUGCGUGCGUACGUGUGCAUGGAGCGUGUGUGUGCGCUUUGUACAGCAUCAUGUAUAAUAUAACACGUUGUAAAUAGUAUACAUAUAUAUUUGUUCUUGUUUCUUUUUUCUUUUGCAGAGAAGAUUAUUUUAUUUAGAUUUUUUUAGGGUGUGUGUGGGUGGGUUUUUGGGGACAGAGGGAGGAGGUCGGGUUAGUUUCCUUCACUCUCACUGCACUGAACAGGAUUGGAGGUUUGGAUUUGGGGUCAAACUGUACAACUGAUGUGAAGACUUUGUGGUUGUAAGCCCCGCUUUAGGCGAAGGGUGAAUAUGUCGAAAGGGUGUUUGGGAAAUGUUUUAUAAGGAAAUCAGAAAAAGGCUCUUUUUAAACAUGUGUCUAAAUCUUUUUGUCUUUAUUUUACUCUGUUGGGUUUAGAAUGUGCAUUUCCUGUUGGGAGCUUAUUUUUAAACAAAUACUGGAAAAGAAACUGAGUUUCUGCUGUUCUCCGAUCCUAAAAGAAUCUUCUUUAUCUAUUUUAGCCUGUAUUCCUAUAUAAAAUGUAGAUAUUUAUCUGGCAUCAAAAAGAAACAUACCAAAGCACCUGUGAGUUUACGCUUCACUGCAUUAGAAGAAAAAAAAUUAUGUAACAAAAAAAAAAAAAAAAAGGACAUAAAAACGUUCAAUCAAAUCUGAAUCC